GGGUCUGCAUCUCUGGGACCAACGGGACUUGGGUCCAUGCAAUUAUUCUUCUUCUUCUGCUUCUGCUCAUUCACGACCUGGUCACCAAUUUUAUUCACACUUAUUUCUGUUGAUUUUGAAGUUUGCGAUCGAUGCAUUCUACGUGAAAACGACGAGGGGAAGAUUAAAAAAAAAUUACAAAAAUAAAAUCUGCACUCUGUUGACACUUUGGUAGUGGAAUUCACCCGGUUUUUAUUUUUAUUUUUGUUCAGUAUCAGUUAUUUUCCCCUCUCUUUGAUGCUGUAGUUGUAGUGUUGGAUGUGAAGGUUAUUGUCUGACGGAUUCAACUGAUCGCCCGUCGCCGAGAUGUUGCUAGGGUAGAAUGGUAAAUCCUGCUGCGUGGCCUAGGAUUGUGGGUUUCUUGUGACUGUUUUUAAAGGUUUUCGUUUCUUGGGUUUUGGGUUGGCUGCGAUUUCACGUAAAGAUAAUGUUAGAUCCGGCUUACGUUACAAUCGUUGUGAUGGUGGAUGCGAUCGGCUGUGUUGGAGGAGGGACAAGUGUCAAAGUCCAUUUCGCCGGCUGUUGAUGAAGAGGCGCAUCGGGAGAUCAUGUCAUGCGCAUUUGAACGCCUCGUCUCUUGACCGCACCAGACGACUGGAGUGGACAGAGCGGGUUCCAUUGGCUGAGAUGCGUCCGUCUGUACUGCAUGAAAGAAACGACAAGGGGUGCUGAUCGCUAGUCAUGUCCUUCUCACGUAAUUUACGUCACGAAGGUGGUGGUGACAGGAUUUAAGAAAGGCGAGAAAAUGUGCCCCCUACUCCCUGACAUUCUCGCAGAAAGAAAUGGUGGUGAGAGAUUGUAAACAUCUCUGAGGCGACUCGCAAAAAGCAUACCUACGCUUUACAAUCAUAGGCAGCGUCCGCCAACUCAUUUUCCUCGCUCCGGUGGUGCGGACCUGCGUGUGAAGAAGGAGAAGUCAUUUUAAAGUUCGUUCGCAUCCUUCCCUCCGGCAAAUUGCAACCCAGGACUCCGUUCCUCUCUGCGAAUCGCACAAUUUCUAUAACCAGAAGCCCUGAUCCGACACUCUUUGGCACAUUCCCUGUUUGAUUUCAGCUUGCUGGGUCUUCUUGCGCUUCCGCCUUCUUAGAUUAGGUUGGCAAUUUGAGAGCGGAAAAAAUCGCUGUGUUUCCGAUUUAAGAACACAACUACCGGGUCGGCAGGGUUUAGAUUUCUAGAUUAGAGGAAUAUUGAGGACAUCGAGGUUGAGUAUUAGCGCGUCUGAUCUGAGUGCACAUGAUUCCUUCGGCAUCAAAUAAUAGCUCUGUGGUAGAAAAGUUGCAGCUGGGUAAGUGAAUUAUUGUGGAUUUUUUUUGCAGCUCGGGUAGUCAGUUUCUUGCGUCCGCUUUGACCGGAGGAGCCCUCGCGGACGUUCUCUAUCCUUUGACCUGGUAUUGAUUGAAUGUGGAUAUCGCGCUCCACGGUGAAGCGCUCGCUGCGGCGGUCUGAUCGCGGCUCUUUCGCGCGCCCAAUCUGAUGCGGCCAUUUGCCGUGUCGACGUUUGUUUAGCUCGAUUGGAAGCUGGCUGCCUUCCACGCCUCUCUCGGAGAAAGAAGGAGCUAUCAUGAAGUGGUUGGAGAGAUUUCUUGGACCUUCUGAUCAUCGCCGAUACGGCGACAACGAGUAUUACGAGUAUCCUAGAAACGGUGUGAUCUCCUCGGGAUCAUCGUCAAGUGGUUCUGGGACUUGGGACAGUGGCCUAGAAUCAGACUACGGCAGUUGUCGCUCAUGGCGAGGUCCUUCUAUCUUCGAGGAUCCGUGUGCUGUUGACACGUUUCAGAACGUAGUUCCUGACCGGAGACAUUCCUACGGCGGCGGAGGCUACUCGUCACGCGACACAAGCAAGUAUGUGAGCCAAUAUGGUUCCACGACCGAGAUUUACCAUCCUUCAAGCGGGAGGUUCAGGCAAUCCGGCUAUGGCUAUGGCUAUGGUCAGAAAGAGCAGCCCCCAGCUUCCUACACAAGAAGGUACAAGACGGAGGGUUAUGACCGUAGCGAGGAUCUAGCGAAGGCUUUCGAGGACUCUUUGCACCUUCGGUAUCCAGCUUCGUAUGUAAAUGACGCCCCCAUGGUUGCUCCUUUGCCGAUUCCAGUCGCGGCCCCAACAACAAAGAACGUGGGAUUGUCAACAUGUGCUGGUUGUCACAGGACGCUCGGAUUCGGAAGAUUUCUGACAUGUAUCAAUCAGAAUUGGCACCCCGAUUGCUUCUGCUGCAAAUCUUGCCGCAGUCCGAUUGUAACAAAGGAGUUCUCCGUGCACGGAAGCGACCCCUAUCAUCGAGACUGUUACAAGAAGCUCUUCCAUCCGAAGUGCGAGAUCUGCUAUCAAUAUAUUUCUUACAAUGCCCAAGGGCAGAUAGAAUACCGUUCACACCCUUUCUGGAACCAGAGGUACUGCCCGUCCCACGAGAGAGAUGGAAGCAAAUGCUGUUGCAGUUGUGAUCGCAUUGAGCCAGUUGAUCGACGGUACCAAAGCUUGGGAGAUGGGAGGAAGGUGUGCCCGGAAUGCAUGGAGUCUGCAGUUAUGACGACCAAGGAUUGCCAACCUCUCUACAAAAAUGUGUUGAAGUUCUACAGAGUGAACCUCGGCAUGCCUAUUGAACAAGAUGUUCCGAUGCUUCUGGUAGAGCGGGAGGCUCUCAACAAGGCUCGUGAAGUCGAAAAUGAUGGACACACUCACACUCCAGAAACUCGAGGCUUGUGUUUAUCCGAAGAGAAAAUUUUCCCAGUCGUGGAAAAUGGUGGCGAACCGAGGAAACUCACACGUCAUUGCGAGAUUACAGCCAUUCUUGUUCUUUAUGGCCUACCUAUGUUGUUGACAGGGUCCAUCUUAGCACACGAAUUAAUGCACGCGUUUAUUCGUCUCAACGGUCAAUUUCCGAAUCUGGAAAAUGACGUGGAGGAAGGUAUCUGCCAAGUGAUCGCUCACAUGUGGUUGAAAGCAGAGCUUGAAAACCUCACGCGACGAACUUCAGGUAGUGAUGAUUCAUCCGUCAGCAAACGCUUGGGCGAAUUUUUUCUGCACCAGAUUGAGACGGACUCUUCGCAAAUCUACGGUGACGGUUUCAGAGCUGCAUCUAAAGCGGUUGCUGCAUACGGCCUGCCUCGAACCCUCCACCACUUGCGACGCACUGGCGAGAUUCUUCGCUAAGAUGCGAUCGAUUUCAGGUUCUGUGAAACAAUUUGUACAAAUAGCACAUUCUUUGUCGUCUCCGAUUGCUGACCCUUGCAGCGAAUCUUAUUCGUGAAGAUGAUGCAAUAUCUCAUGGAGACUUAGUAAUGAACAGUUCGUUCAUUUACCAACCAAAGAAAUUACUUGUAGAGUGUAAAGUACUGAGGAUUAGGGUUAAGCCUCAUAGCCUCUAUUGAUUGCAGAUGCGAGACUGUAUACGCGAGACUUCGUAUCCGAGGAAUUUCGGUCUUGCAUCUCGUCAUGAACAGAUUUAACUUGCAAAAUGAUAAAUCAGAUUUUGAGUAUUUUUGUGCUGACGUUUGUGUGUUGGGGCAUAUGUUCGACUUCGUUUGGUACUUGAAUUGCUUUAGCCGGUGAGUUGUGCUAGGGUAGUUGGAUGAUGCGGAGAGUGAGUUCACUGAAUUAAUUUUGGAGAAUUCAUGAUGUUCAAAAAUAUCAGCGAAUCUCUCGCCAUUGUAGCCCUCGAUCAUGACUUAGUAAAAGGGAACUGUUAAACUGA
Molecule: messenger RNA, 3728 nt
Organism: Physcomitrium patens
Lineage: Eukaryota; Viridiplantae; Streptophyta; Bryopsida; Funariales; Funariaceae
Product: protein DA1-related 1
Molecular function (GO): ubiquitin binding
Source: RefSeq, a predicted model, not a curated record